UGUGUGAUUUAGAAAUUUUGAAAAAUCACACAUUUACACACAAAUUAUUUUUUUUGUUCGCACAAAAACAUUACGAGACAUAUCUACCCUAUUUUUGUAAAGUAUGAAUCUUUAUCACACCGUAUUUGAUGUGUAUCAAGCUAUUUAUAAAGGUCAAGGUCUAUUACAAUCUCAGCGAUAAGGUUAUUCAUUAACCACUGACUUAGGUAAGGAGUCACAAGAUGCUAGUGUAGAGAUAAUUACUUACUUUUCCUUUAUCUAUCAGAAGAACUGAAUUCAUUUUCCAUUUUUUUUAAGGGAAAUUCUAUCCUUUUUCGUGAGUUGUUCACUGGAUUUCAAUAGUUGAAGUGAGAGCCGUUUUUGUGUGUUUGUCAUGGGAAACAAAAAAUAUGUUUAAAUUAAGCUCUCCAAAUAUCUCUGCAUCUGAAGGAGCAAUGCUAGAUAACAGUAGCCAAACACAUUUGUCUCUACCUGUUGAUGUGUCAUUAUUGCGUUUUAAUGUUCAAAUGUAGCCAAUCAUUGUAAUUAAGCAUUUUUCAUUGAUGCAUUUUGUAAUUGUGUAAAUUCUUGAGCCCAUUAUAGAUUACAACAAAUUAGCUAGCUUUGUAAAUUACCCAAAAUCUUUAUCUUAAAUUUCAUUUGACCAUUUUGCAGUCCUCUGAGGCCCAUUGAAUGGUGCUAUGCGGCCCUCCACUGGGCUCUGGAGAAAAGCUGCUCUAGAGAAAGAUGAACAGCUUUUGGUUCAAAGGCAAGUCCAUGUAGAAAACAGGAUGGAACCAUAGAAAGGAGACUUUGCUGCAACCAUUGCCUGGACAAAAGGCAAGGAGCUGGAACAUGAAGUAAAUCAGGAGUAGUAAGGAACAAGAUGCAACAGCUUUUUUCAUCAAAGAGUACAACACUGAUCAUAUUGCCUCAAAAAUCAACAUGUCUCAAUCACAGGCCAGGGUCUUGUCAACUGAACAGCUGAUUGAGCAUGGAAGAUCAGUCUCUCCUGCACCCAGCAAUCUUUCCAUGAAAAGUGACUGGUCCAAGGAGGAGCCUUCACACUUCAGAGAAAGUGAACCAAGCCCACUUGAGCACCAAAGACCAGACUUUUCUGCACCCACAAACAUUGCAGAGGAUGAUACUCUUGAAUGUAUGACUGGAAAAAGGCUGAUUGAGCAUGGAAGAUCAGUCUCUCCUGCACCCAGCGAUCUUUCCAUGAAAAGUGACUGGUCCAAGGAGGAGCCUUCAAACUUCAGAGAAAGUGAACCAAGCCCACUUGAGCACCAAAGACCAGACUUUUCUGCACCCACAAACAUUGCAGAGGAUGAUACUCUUGAAUGUAUGCCUGGAAAAAGGCUGAUUGAGCAUGGAAGAUCAGUCUCUCCUGCACCCAGCGAUCUUUCCAUGAAAAGUGACUGGUCCAAGGAGGAGCCUUCAAACUUCAGAGAAAGUGAACCAAGCCCACUUGAGCACCAAAGACCAGACUUUUCUGCACCCACAAACCUUGCAGAGGAUGAUACUCUAGAAUCUAUGCCUGGACAAAGGCUGAUUGAGCAUGGAAGAUCAGUCUCUCCUGCACCCAGCGAUCUUUCCAUGAAAAGUGACUGGUCCAAGGAGGAGCCUUCAAACUUCAGAGAAAGUGAACCAAGUGAUUCCAUGACAACUACCAAGGAAGAACAAGACCACAGCAAAGUUGAAUUAGUCAAGGAUAAUCAACACAAGCUCAAAGAAGACCUGAAGAGGAAAAUCCGCAAUCUGCAAAAAGAACUGAAAGUAACUGACUCUGAACUCUACGAGAUACAAACUGACAAAAACAAGGACACUAAAGCACAAACCUUUGAUAAAUUAUUUCAUAAAUCAAAGAAAGUGAAAGUGCGAACAGUGUUAAUGACAGGAGUAGCUGGAAUCGGUAAAACAUUUCAAAAAACGUUAUUCAUGGUUGACUGGGCAAAAGGAAACCACAACAAAAAGGUUGACUUUAUAGUGUCGUUAAACUUCAGUGAUCUGAAUUCAAUGACAGAUCAAAGCUUGAGAGAACUGAUUGGUAUUUCCCUCAACGUUGAAAAACAAGUCAAAUACAAGUUUAACAAAUGUAAACUUGUUUUUGUCCUUGAUGGCCUGGAAAAAUGUAAACUUCCUCUGGAUUUUGCAAACAACAUAGACCUGAAGAAUACUGAAAAGCCAGCCUCGAUGGAUGUGCUGCUAACAAACCUCAUCAAGGGGAAUUUGCUUCCUUCUGCUCAUAUUUGGAUCAUCUCUCAACCUUCAGGAGUUGAAAAGAUUCCUGCUGAAUAUAUCCAGAGAGAGACAGAAUGUCGAGAGAGCUUGAAGCGAAGGCAGAAGCUGGUCUCAGCUCUGAGAGAAAGAUUUCUUAAGGAAACCUCUCAACAUGAAAAAACAAAUCAUCCUAACCAGAAAAAUAUAGAACAUAUCAUAAGAGAGGACCGAGGAAGUGAGGUCAAUGAAAAGGAGAAAAAUGAACACAAUGCAGCCAAAUCUGUGAAACGGGUGAAUGCCGUAUCUGACAUCUUUAAAGAAGAAGAUGGACAAACGAUCCGUACUGUGCUGACUACUGGUGAAAGUGAAAUCGGAAAAUCCUUAUGUGUGCAGAAAUUCAUCAGAGAAUGGGCUAAAAAUGACAAAGGCUAUUUCACUUUCACUUCACAUGUAUUUUCCAAAUCCAAAGCUAAAGAAGAAGUUAUAUUUCCACUUGACAUCCCAACGCUUCAAAAAAUAAGAAAGAAGGAAUUCAGUUUGAUGGAACUACUUGAUUCUUUUUUCAAGGAAACUAAGGAAAAUGUAAUCUCUAACAUUGAACAGUUCAACGUUUUAUUUGUCUUGGAUGGAUUCGAUGAUUAUCAACAUCCUCUUGACUUUGUCAACAAUGACAAAUUAACUGAUGUAAGAAAGCGCGCUUCAGUGGAUGUUCUACUGACAAACCUCAUCAAAGGGAACUUGUUUCCGUCUGCCAGGCUUUGGAUAACCUCCCAACUCAAGUUGCCUGAUGCAGGUGUCGACAGGACGACAGAAAUACGAUGUAAGACUGAUGUUGCAAGUCAAGAGACACUCAAAACCCAGCUGAAACAACAAUUUACCCAUGUGGCAGAGGGGAUUGAUAUGCAGAAAACUUCUGCUCUUCUGAAUGCCAUCUACACAGAUCUCUACAUCAUUGAGGGAGAGAGGGGAGAGAUCAAUGCUGAGCAUGAGGCCAAACACGUUCAAGGCGCAAAGUUCAAACCAGUGGCAAAAGAAAAAAUGAUUAAAUAUCAUGACAUUCUAAAAUCUGCACCUGAAGAAAAUAGACCCAUCAGAACUGUGCUGACGAUCGGAUUGGCAGGCAUUGGAAAGACUUUUACUACAAAGAAAUACAUGUUGGACUGGGCUGAGGGUGAGGCCAACGAGGACAUAUUUUACACAUUUCCACUUUCCUUCCGGGAGCUGAAUUUGAGAGAAAAUCAAGAACAAAGCAUGGAGGAACUUAUUUUUCAGUUUUGUCCAGGAAUGAAGACAUCAGAAAUAAAGGACUAUGACAAGUACAGCAUUCUGAUUGUACUGGAUGGUCUUGAUGAAUGUCGCCUUGAACUUGACUUUGAGAAUGCUGAAACUUGCAGAGAGAUGAGUAAACCAACCUCAGUGAACGUCCUACUAACGAACCUCAUCCAAGGAAAUCUGCUUUCCAAAGCUCAAAUCUGGAUAACCUCCCGACCUGCAGCCGCCAAUCAUAUCCUUGCUGAUAAAGUUGACCGGGUAACAGAGGUGCGGGGAUUUAAUGAUGAGCAAAAGGAUGAGUACUUCAGAAGAAGAGUCAGUGAUAACAAUUUGGCAGAGAAAAUCUUGUUGCACGUCAAGAAAUCAAGGAGCCUUUACAUCAUGUGUCACAUUCCGGUCUUCUGUUGGAUCACAGCAAGCGUUCUGGAAGACAUUGUGAGAGAAACUGAGAAACAAGGCGAGGAAGAGCAAGCAAAGAGAAAUGAAGACAGGAUGCCCAAGACUUUGACUGACAUGUACAUAUACUUCCUUGUGUUACAAUGCAAACAGGCUAAUAUCAAGUACCCUGUAGAUGAAGCAGGUGACAAUUCUAACACAGAUUUAUGCUGGAAUGCAAGGAACAAGGAAACAAUAAUUUCUCUGGGUAAAGUGGCUUUUGAGGGUCUAAGCGAAGGGAACCUUCUCUUCGCUGAAGAACAGUUGACAGAGAAUGGGGUUGACAUCGAGAAAACUGCAAAGUUCUCUGGACUUUUUACUCAGAUCACCAAAGAAGGAUGUGGGCUGUACCCACAGAAAAUGUUCUGCUUUGUUCAUCUGAGCAUUCAAGAGUUCCUGGCUGCUUUUUAUGUAUUUCAAACAUUCAACAACACAGGUGAAAAUCUGCUUCCCAUGACCACUCCAACAGAAGAAGACAUGCCUGAAAGAUUCUACCAGACAGCGGUUGACAAGGCUUUAGAUAGCGAAAAUGGGGACUGGGAUCUGUUUCUCCGCUUCCUCUUAGGCCUCUCUCUGGAAACUAAUCAGAUUCUACUGCAAGAACUUCUGAAGAAGAAGGAAAACAACCAAGAGACCUACAAGGAAACAAUUAGAUACAUCAAAGAAAAGAUUUCGGAUGAGAAGAGACAUGCAGAUAAAAAACACAAUCUUCUCUACUGUCUGAACGAGCUGAAUGACCACUCUCUGGUUGAAGAACUGAAAAAGUACCUUCGCUCAGGAAAUGUCACAUUUGAGAAUUUCUCCACCUCCCAGUGGUCAGCUUUGACUUUUGUGCUGCUAACAUCAGAUGAGAAACUCGAUGUAUUUGAUCUGAAGAAGUACCUGAAAUCAGAGACUGUUCUUCUUGGAAUGUUACCGGUUGUCAAAGUCUCCCAAACUGCUUUGCUGAGUUGGUGUACACUCUCUGAGGAAUCCUGCAGAGGCCUGUCAUAUUCGGUCCUCAGCUCCCCAUCCAAUAAUCUCACAGAGCUGAACCUGAGUCAUAACGACUUGCAUGAUUCAGGUGUGGAAAUGCUUGCCGUGGGCUUAAAGAGUGUACACUGUAAACUUAAACUGGAGAUUCUCAAGCUGUCAGGUUGUCAGGUGACAGAGAAGGGCUGCUCAUUCCUGGCGUCAGCUCUAAAGUCCAAAAACUCCUCCCUGAAACACCUGGACCUGAGCUACAAUCACCCAGGAGACAAUGGGAGGAGGAUCCUCUCUGAAAUAGCUGCAGAUCCAGAUUUGAAGCUGAAGACACUCUGUUUGGAACACUGUGGAGCGCAUCGAUUAAAGCCAGGGCUGAAGAAGUAUGGUGCAGAUCUAAAGCUUGAUGAAAACACAGCUAGCAAGAGACUUAUAUUGUCUGAAGAGAACAGAAAAGUAAAAACUAUGAAGACAGUGAAUGAGAAGGUGCAGCGACCUGAUCACAAUGACAGGUUUAGGAGGAGCCAGGUGAUUUGUGAAGAGGGCAUGAAAGGCCUCUGCUACUGGGAGGUGGAAUGGGAAGGGAAGGUUGGCAUCGCAGUGACAUAUAAAGCAGUGGGUAGAGGAUGGGAUGGAAGUGGUGGCCUAGGAUGCAACGAGAUGUCCUGGAGUCUGCUUUGCUCGAGGACUAAAUACACUGCCAUUCAUGGAAAGACAUGGGAAGAUAUUAAGCCCAACAAUGACAAAGUCGAGCAAACCUCCAUAGAUGGAAACAGAUCUAAAGUUGGUAAGAAGUCUAAGGAUUGGAAGACGUCCAAAGAUGGAAAAACAUAUAAGGACGGAAAGACUUCUAUGGAUGGGAAAACGUCCAAAGAUGGAAAGACAUCAUUUGAUGAAAAGAAAUCCAAAGAUGAGAGGACAACCAAAGUCCUUGAGUCAAAAGAGGAGAAAAUGUCCAAAGAUGUGAAGAUGCCCAAAGACAUUGAUUCAAAAGAUCAGAAGACCUCCAAAGAUACUGAGUCCAAAGAUGUGAAGAUGUCCAAAAAUAUUGAGUCAGAAGAUCAGAAGACCUCCAAAGAUACUGAGUCCAAAGAUGUGAAGAUGUCCAAAAAGCCUCUUUAUAAAAGAACAGCAGUAUUUUUGGAUUGGGAAGCUGGUACUCUGACCUAUUACGAUGUCACACCAGAAAAGCUGAGCCUUAUACACACCUUCCAUGCCAAAUUCACAGAACCCCUCUUCCCAUCCUUCUGGUUUCAGACGGGCUCUGUGACCUUGUGUAAGAUUGAGGACUGAACUCCCUGCGAUGGGGAAAAGCUAACUACUGAUCAAUUGAUACUCCAUUUGACUUUUCAAUAGAAUAGCGAAACCUUGCCUGGAGCGCAUCAGUACCAUAAUGUGAAAGACUGAAAACCACUAUAUAUACAUAGUUCAUCUUGCCGAAAGAAGUUUAAGUCAAUUGAUGUUUAUUACUUUAAUGACUUCACCUGAAUUGAUGAAAGUAUUUUACCGUUCCUUAAACUAGUGAGAGUAUGCGAACACAUGAUCCAGAUAUGUGAGUAAGCAGGAGCAAAUGUACAGCAUUGUGUCAACUUUCCAUUAAUAUUUUAUGGAAAUUUUCCGUUUUUACAAUUCAAAGUUUUUUAUUUUAUUAAAUGUGAGAUGUACAGUAAUACAAAUGAAAAAUGUUAUCGAAGAACUGUAUGCUAACUGUUGCAGUCUGCUAAUACAGAACAACUGAUUUACUGCCAUGAUGUUCUUACUUUUAGUUUUGAAUAAAUGUAAUAACAUUGAUGUUGAAGGGCAUUCGAGAAAUAACAAAUAUAUUUUGUUUUAUGAAACUGAAGUGUGUCUUUAUAUAAAAAAUCUAUGUAUGAAUACACACAACUGUGUAUCUGUAUUUGUAAAUAUGAUAUAUUCUAAUUGUAUAAUGCUUUUAUUUGUCCUCAUAUUCUACAUUUUUCAAUUUGUUGUCCAUUUGAUAUUUUGGUCAUAUAAAAUGUUGUUCUGUCAUCACUUCAUCAGGCAACACUGAAUACAACCUUUAUUCUCAACCUUUAAAUAAAUAUUUUUGGACAGUC
Eleginops maclovinus (Patagonian blennie) is the source of this 6950-nucleotide messenger RNA. RefSeq lists its product as uncharacterized. The transcript has 16 exons. Gene Ontology annotation, biological process: intracellular signal transduction. The coding region runs from base 925 to 6165 and encodes 1746 amino acids. The record is from RefSeq and is a predicted model, not a curated record. Lineage: Eukaryota; Metazoa; Chordata; Actinopteri; Perciformes; Eleginopidae. Gene Ontology annotation, molecular function: protein binding.